Messenger RNA from Microthlaspi erraticum, 2511 nucleotides. Lineage: Eukaryota; Viridiplantae; Streptophyta; Magnoliopsida; Brassicales; Brassicaceae. The record is from the annotation of a GenBank genome assembly.
AUGGAGGAAAUGAAGCUAGGAGACGAGAUAAAGCUCUGUGGGGUGAAGAGAGAAAAUGUCCGCAAAGCAAUGGAGAAGGUCAAUCCUGAAUCCUCAGAUGUAUUUGUCUUCCAUAUUCAGGGUUGUGAUUUAGAGAACAGUCUGAAGUCAGUGGAAGAGAAGCUAGAGAAGAGGUUCAACGAACUACAGUCCAAGGAAGUAGAGUUUCAAAAGAGAAGCAUUGCACUUGAAGAAAGAGCUAAAGUGGUUGAAGCAGCAGAAGCUCAGAUGAGUGGCUUGAAGAGGGAAACUGAAGAGAAAAGAGAGGAGCUGAGUGUUGUGAAGAAGCUGGUGGAAGAGUGUAUGGUAACGCAAAGCUCAAAGACAAGUCAACUUAAUGAGCUGUUGGAAACGUUGAGAAAGACACAGCUUGAGCUUGGUUUGAAAGGACAAGAGCUAGCAGAUCUUGAGAGACAUCGUGUUGAGGUCAGCGCAGAGAAGGAGCUUUUGGACAUGAGUCAAGCUCGCAGGAAGGAACUGGAUGAGGAAAAUGAGAAAAAGACGAGAGAUCUCAAUAUGGUUCUGGACAAAACUGAGGAGUGUGUGAAGCGGCUUAAGACACGAACCUCGGACCUGAUAACGACUCAGGGUGACCUUGAGCUAAAAUUGCAACAUUUAGCAAAGGUCAAGGCUGAUCUUGAGGAGCAUCAAGGUGAGCUUAAGGCGGUGAUGGAGAAUGUUGAACGGAGUCAAACUCGCCAUAGAGAACUGGAGGAGGAGAUAGAUAUAAAGGUGAAGGAUCUUAUAGCAGUUCUUGAAAAGAUUGCGGAAUGUGAGAAGCUGCUUGAGGCACGGUCCUCGGAACUAACAAAGACUCAAGUUGAGGUUGAGUCGAAGAAAGAAGAGUUGGGAAAGAUGAAGACUGAUCAUGAGAGGCAUAAAGCUGAGCUUAGCGCAGAGAUGAAGCAUCUUGAUAAGAUUCAAACUCGCAAUGGAGAAUUGGCUGAGGAAAUAAAGAGAAAGAGUAAUCAUAUUCAUAUGCUUCUUGAUCACAUCGAUGGAUGUGGGAAGUUGUUUAAAACACGGUCCUCGGAACUAAAAAUGACUCAAAGUGAGCUUAAGUUAAAAGGGGAACAGUUGGAGAAAAUGAAGAAUGAUCACCUCGAGCUUAACGAGCAAGUAGAGAGUAAGAAGAAGGAACUCACGGAGGUUUUGGAUAAAAUUGCGGAAUAUGGAAAGUCGCUUGAAGUUUUGGUAAAGCGUCAAGAGUCUCAGCAGAAUCUGCUUGAUUCCAAAGAGAAAACAUUGGAAGCCCUAAGUUUGGAUGUUGACUUGAAGGAACGCAAGGUAACAUCACUAGUCAACGACCUGGAAUCAAAAGCUAAGGAGAAGGAGGAGACUGAAAGGACGAUUGAGGAACGUAGAGCACAUUUGGAAUCCAUCAAGAAGUUGAUUGCGGAACACACUCAAGAACUCUCUUCUAUAGAGAAGAAAGAGAAUGAGAUAACGGAUACUCUUCGUAAACUAUCCGUGGAACUUGCCUUCAAAGAGAAUACAUUCAAAAGAACUAAAGACAUCACCGAGACGCUCGCUGAGAAAAUGCGUUCAAAAAAGUGGAAGAUACAAAAAUACACUGAGGAUGUUGAGUCAAAGAAAGAUGAACUUCACUCUGUGAGUGGCCAACUCAAAGAGUGCCUCCAAACCGUGAGAAGCAAAGAGAGGCAUUUAAGUUAUCUAGAGUCACUCAUCACGGAAAGAAAGAAACAAGUGGAGGAAGGAAAGAAGGAAGUGCAACCUUUGGAUAACUCCGACAAGGAUCAGCUUAUAAAAAAAGAACUCCAUGUGAAGCAAGAAGAGGUUUGUUCAAUCGACAAGGCCAUCAUGGAAUGCUCAAGUGAAUUGGAAUCUAAGAGGAAACAACUUGACCAGGUUCAAAGCUUACUUACUGAACUUACUCCUGUGCUCCAGUCAAAAGAAGCUGAGCUUAGUUCUCUGGGUAAGAAGAUUGAAGACAGUUGUAAAGAAUUGCAAUCUAAAGAGCAGCAGCAAGUCAGACUAAAAGUAUCACUGUUGGAACGUGAGCAAGAGCUUUCCCAGAAGAAGAAGGAGCUUGAUAGUCUGGUGGAGAGGAUUGGUGAAAAUGAUUUGCUACUGAAAUCCACAGAAGAUUGGUUGUCUAGAUGUGUUAAGGAUUAUGAGGCAAGAGCAAAAUUAUUGGCCAGCUUUUCUCAACAAAGCAACCCAAAUCAACAUGUUGCUCUAGGACCUGCCAACAAUGUACUGUUAUUGGAUAAUAAGCCUGUACAGCAGCCACCGGCUGAGAUGCAAAAUUCUCUUUCUUGUGUAAAAAGCAACCAAGAAACUUCGAGGUUAUGCCAACAAAAUGCUGAGAAGAAGAGUGCUAACGAUGGUGAAUCCAGUGGACAGCAAGAUGGGUUUCUUCUGCUUGGGAAGAGAAUAAAUAUCCCAAAGAAACCUCGUAAUAUACUGAUCAGACCGGUGACAGGUAACCAGUGCCAUGCUUUAGUGUAG